AACCAAGAUCUUUGUAAAAUGCAUGAAUCAUAACCUGACCUAAAUGCACAGAGAAGAGGAUAACACAAUGUCUGAACUACAUGUAAGAUCGUGAUUUCGUCUCACCGAUAAUAAUGAUUGCACAUUCCCUCAUGUGAGAGGAAAAAGGUAUUGAAGGGUCAAGUUCUACUCCUUUAUAAAGAUUGUGAUUGGAUAUUUGAACAUCGGCAAGUUAGGAGAAAAAACAAAUCUACUUCAUCUGGUUGUAUGACAAGUAUAAUCGGUGAUUAUACGAGACCAAGGAUCUGAAGGAGGUUUACGACACACGGGUAACAUAAUAACUCACUGCUAUCCAUCCUUGUCGUCGAGUAACCAGUGUGAACGACGACGAUGGCGUUCAUUACGACGAAGAAUGCGGUGCUUUUUUUCGCCGUCCUCGAGAAUUUCUUUCACUCCGCGAUCAUCUUCGGAUGGCCGUCACUCGUCUACGUGCUCAAAGACCUCGGUUAUUAUAGCAACCUAUGCCCACCUCGAGAAAACAAUACAACGACCACCGUGUCGGGGUUGCCGUCGAUGUCACCCAUCACAAUUAUUUCGACAUCGAUGACGACUGCGCGUCUUGAUGAUUCGGUGGAUGAAGGCGUGGUCGAAUGCGAUGCCCAGGAUGCUAGACUGUUACUAAUCUACACCAUAUCAUCGAGUAUAUUACCAUGCAGUAUGCUGUUUUCGGGCAUUCUAUUCGAGAAAGGAGGGACACUCAUCAUCCGCCUCAUAUUUAGUGUAUCGCUCUUCGUAGCGUACCUGUGUGUAGCGGCCAGCUCCCCGUCUGUUCCCGAUCUUCUAUUCCCGGGCACCAUCCUCAUGGCAGUGACUGGAAUCUUUAUAACCAUCUCUACGUUUGAGGUAUCGAAUCUAUUUCCUAAAUACAAGUCGACAGUGAUUGGUCUCAUCGUUGGGUCAUGUGAUUCUAGCGCAUGCGUGUUACUCUUUAUCAAGGUGUUAUACGAUGCCGGUGUGUCGAUGAGGGCGUCCUUCCUCGCUUUAGCUAUCUCAACCCUCUUCUUCACGGUUAACACUCUCCUCCUCCCUCGAAACCACAUUCCUUGGCCACUCCCUGAGGACUAUCAACUUCGAACCGGAUGUUGCUACAAGAACAAGGAUAGAAACCCAGAGAAGCCCAUCCAAAACUCAGAUCAUCACAUGAAUGAGUUGAAGUCGGCAACAGAGAUGAAAGAAAACAAUAAUAAACACGUGACUGUUGACGGUGAUGAAAUGUCACCGGAAUGUUAUUCUAAUUUAAAUGAGAACAAUAUUAAUUCUUCAGAUGAUCAACACGAGAGGAAAGAAGGCGGGAAAGCAAGUUUAGCGAAGGAUAAUGGUGUUUAUGAGAAGCAUGAUGACAUGGUUUUAUGGCAUGAUAAUGCAGGAUAUGAACAUGAAGAUGGGUACGUCACCCAAAUUCCCGAAACAGAUAAUAAAGGCUCUUUUCAGGGCCUCAGCAAUGGGACCAGCGUCGACCUUUCCAAGGCGGCUCGGCGAGCGACCAGGGACAAGCUAACCGAAGACCAGCGACUCGAAGAUUACCCGACUACCUGGUCGAUCCUGAAGUCGCCCAUGUUUCUCCUGAUGACGUUCUGGACGAUCGUGGUCCAGGGCGAGAUCUUCUUCGUCAUAGGGAUCAUGAACCCGUGGUUGACAUUCCUCGCUGAUGGCGACACUGAAACAGUAAGUUUUUAUACAAACAUCUUAGCCAUAACCACCAUAGGAAGUCUGAUCGGGUCGCCAAUUAUGGGAUACGUCUUUGACAGACGAAAGGAACUUUCUGAAAAAUCACCGAAGAAAGAUGAUACCAAAGGACCUUACGCUGAUCUGCGAGAUAGCUGGUUACCGGUGGCAUUAUCUUCCGUAACAGCUAUAGCUAUGUCUGGUUUGAUGAUGGUCCCAAUCCUCCCUGUUCAAUUUGGUACUUUCAUCUUACUCACAGCCGUCAGGGCUAUGUUUUAUUCUGCCUCUGCUGCCAUCGUGCCUAUAACUUUUCCAAUGCAAUUUUAUCCGACCGUGUUUGGGACUGCAAAUUUCAUCGCUGGUUUGAUGUCUCUCACCCAAUAUCCACUCUUCAUUGUCAUCCAGGAAUCGCUUAACGGGGAUCCUAGAUGGGUAAUCUUUGGGAUGAUGCUUGCCAACGUCGUUGCUUUGAUAUAUCCUCUCUACAUCUACAUCUACGGUAAAAACCACGAGAAGCAAUACCUUGAGACAAGACGAGAAAUGCCAACUUCAAACGGUUUUUGAUGCUCGACACACAAAAAAGAUGAAUUUGAUGACAUACCUUAAUCUCACUGCUGUCAGGGAUCUAAUUUAGAAGUGGAAAAUGUAACGUUUAAUGAUGAAAGAUUAAAUUUAGGACAAACCAACUUUAAACACUAAGUUAAAUCCUCUUUGUAAGUUUGAAAGCAAAGCCAAUCCCCAAUCGAUUUAGCAAUCUUAUGAUCGGAUACAUGAUUCGGUGCGUGACUAUAAAAGCUUGAAAUCAAUGACAAUAUCGAUUACAUUAUUCCUUUAAUAAUAAUCAAUCUAAAAUUGAUGAUUUUACUCGUUAUAAAAUUAAGACUUGAUAAUCAAGACAAGAUUAACGUAAAAUCAUGUUAUUGUGACUAGGUUUACAUAUAUUUUGGUCAUUGAUUGAUUCAUCAUGAUCAUAAAAAGUGACACUAUAGUUUAAGAAUGGGCGGCGCCAUCUUUUCCCUGCAUGACAUUUGAGAAAUCAAAAAAUGAAAGUUUGCAAUCAAACUUAAACCAAGCUAAAUAUUCGCACUCAUCUUUAAAAAGUAAAUAUGGAACCAUUCAGUGCCAAUGUAUACUUACAUUACUUUUGUUCCUUUAAACACAUUUUUCACUUACUGUUAGUUGUUACUUGCUUGUUGCAUCAUUCCUCCAUGGUUGCAGUAAUCACGAAAUGCAGCUCAUUGCUUGGAAGCUAUACCGGGGUUUAAAGUCAUGUUGUGUGUAAAUGGAGGUUGCGAAGUCCAGGGUAAUUGGUUGAUCUAACCUUGGUCGCAUACAUUCGUAAUUCCGAAGCUUCGUUAUUCCGAAGGUUCGGAUAUUCCGAAGGUUCGUUAUUCCGAAGGUUCGUAUUUCCGAAGGUUCGUAAUUCCGAAGGUUCGUUAGUCCGAAAACGAAAUGAGGUUCGUUAGUCCGAAAACGAAGUGAGGUUCGUAAUUCCGAAGGUUCGUUAAUCCGAAAACGAAAUGAGGUUCGUUAGUCCGAAAACUAAUGAUUAACGAACCUUAUUUCGUUUUCGGACUAACGAACCUUCGGAACAACGAACCUUAUUUCGUUUUCGGAUUGACGAACCUUCGGAACAUCGAACCUUAUUUCGUUUUCGGAUUAUCGAACCUUCGGAAUAACGAACCUUCGGAAUAACGCCACAAAUGUUCGGAUUAACGAGAUUAACGAGCCCUUUUACGUCUCGGAUUAACGAACAUCGAGGUAUAUGCAAUGUACGUGUUUCGGAAUUACGAACCGUCGGAAUAAAGAACCUUCGGAAUUACGAACCUUCGGGAUUACGAAGUGUAACCAACUUUGGUUGAUCCAUACAAGAAAAAUGAGCAUGUAACGGUGCAAGUACACACAUGCAUUUAAGUAUAUUUACUUACAUCAUUGCUGAUAGAUAGUGCAACCUUUCUGAGUAUAUUUUUUUACGAAAAUCACAUGUGCUGGCAACCAAUAGGCCUUGAUUGAUUUUUUUUUUUCAAAUCUAUUUCUGCUAAAUAUUUAAGAUUAGCGGCUAUUGUUUUGAAGAGGCUGAGUAAAUUAACCUUGAAGAGAAAAAGUGAUAUGUAUUUUAGGUUCCAUAAAGCAAGUUAACGUCAAAAUACCAUGAUAUUGUCCUUUAUGUAAACAUUUCGUGCAUUAUUAAAUCACAAAGAAUAAAAUUUAUAUAUUUUUAUAAACUGCAUGAAUGCCUAAAUAAAAUCUAAGAUUAUGCAAAACGAUGUAGGCUCAUA
Messenger RNA from Lytechinus pictus (painted urchin), 3983 nucleotides. Its product is annotated as equilibrative nucleobase transporter 1-like. The transcript has 10 exons. The record is from RefSeq and is a predicted model, not a curated record. The coding region runs from base 370 to 2268 and encodes 632 amino acids. Lineage: Eukaryota; Metazoa; Echinodermata; Echinoidea; Temnopleuroida; Toxopneustidae. Gene Ontology annotation, biological process: transmembrane transport. Gene Ontology annotation, molecular function: transmembrane transporter activity.